AUGAAGAUCUCCGGUUAUCGGCCAAUUCCGCCCAAGUACUGGGGAAGCAGGCUUACUUCACAACGGGAUCCUUUUCGAGGAAAGAUGCCUGUGAUUGACACCAACAAAGACUUGGUUGCGCUGUUUCGCGAUCAGGUCCGAGCGACCCCUAAUGCCGUUGCUCUGGAGGAUGAGACCGGCACGUGGACAUAUGCCGAAUUGGACCAGGUGACUGCCGCCCUUGCUGACCGCCUUCGUCGACAUGGUGUCGGGCGCGACAACCUCGUUGGCGUGCUCCUGGGCCGCAGUGCAGACUACGUAAUUGCCUGUAUAGCCGCGCUCCGUGCAGGCGGAGCCUUUCUCGUUCUUGAGCUCGCCUACCCUCCUGGCCUGCUCGCAGAUGUCAUUGACGAUGCUAAGCCGACUGUUAUCGUCACACACUCUGCUCACGUCGAGCGCAUCAAGGCUAAUGUCCCGCUCAUUGUGCUUGACAAGCCCGAGACAGCAUCCAAAGGGUCGAUCAAUGGGCCGCCCAUGGACCCUGAUCACAUCUACAUCCUUGACGAGGACGGUAAGAAGCUCGACGUUGGCGUCAGUGGAGAGUUGCUUGUAGGCGGUGAUCUCCUGGCCCGGGGGUAUCUCAAUCUUCCUGAGACAACUGCGAAGGCUUUCCUGCCAGACCCUUUCAAUAAGAAACCGGGAUCACGCAUGUACAAGACAGGAGACCUAGCUAGACUCUUACCGUCUGGGCUUCUCGAGAUCACUGGCCGCGUUGGAGUUUCGGGGAAGGUUGAUCUAAAGAGCCUUCCUCCACCGGUAACAGACAGGCCUCGAAAAUCUGUCGUUGUCAAUGGCGCAAAGACGGAGUCCAAUGUCGAGGUUAAGAUCGAGGUGAUUGCUAAGAUGUGGGCUGCUUCUCUCAAGCUUUCACCAGAUGCUGUGACUCAAGAACAUGAUUUCUUCGACCUUGGCGGGCACUCACUGGCCCUCGCUGAUCUUGCAAGGCGAUUGUCGACCGCGUUUGGUUUCCCCAUCCCGCUGGGCAGUCUGGCUGUCAACCCAACAUUGCAGGGCCACCUGGAAGCUGUCCGGUCAGCUCGUGAUGGGCAUACAGCAGCAGUACAAGCUGAUUUGCCGGCUAUUCUCCGCGCAGAUGCAGUUCUUCCGGAUGAUAUUCAGGCCUCUGGUGCCGUUAUGCGUCCGCUGAGUGAAGCCGGCACCGUCCUCUUAACUGGCGUUACCGGAUUCCUGGGCGCCUUCCUGCUGAACUCCAUUUUAGAGAGCACGGCCGCUCGCGUGGUGUGCUUGGGCUCUGGCACGAUUCGAUUCUUGAUCGAAUUGAACUACUUCCUGGAAAUCUAG
Messenger RNA from Phaeoacremonium minimum UCRPA7, 1341 nucleotides. RefSeq names its product putative nonribosomal peptide synthetase 10 protein. Bases 1 to 1341 code for a protein of 446 amino acids. NCBI's taxonomy places the organism in Eukaryota, Fungi, Ascomycota, Sordariomycetes, Togniniales, Togniniaceae. Gene Ontology annotation, molecular function: phosphopantetheine binding. The record is from RefSeq and is a predicted model, not a curated record. The transcript is spliced from 5 exons.